Molecule: messenger RNA, 1691 nt
Organism: Cucurbita pepo subsp. pepo (vegetable marrow)
Lineage: Eukaryota; Viridiplantae; Streptophyta; Magnoliopsida; Cucurbitales; Cucurbitaceae
Product: protein CYTOSOLIC ABA RECEPTOR KINASE 5
Biological process (GO): protein phosphorylation
Molecular function (GO): protein tyrosine kinase activity; ATP binding
Source: RefSeq, a predicted model, not a curated record
UGCACCGUCGCCUCCGCGUUUGCUUCUCUGUCAUCCGCUCAUUGCGUUUGCUCCGAACGAGUACCGAAAAGCCAAAAGUGAAGGAAGACCCAACGAAACCAAACCCGAACCCACCACUCCUCCUCCAAUUCCACCCUGUCUUUUCCUUUAUUCUUCCCCUUUUUCUUCCCGGAGCCCAGGAGAGGCUCUAACCAGAAGGCGCAUGCCCCUCCUCCUGGUUACUUCAUACGUUUGAACAAUACUGGAUCAAAAGACGAUUUAUAUCUAAGUAAAAGGGAUAGAAUGCGCAGGUGGCUUUGUUGUGCUUGUCAAGUUGAAGAACCCUACCCAUCAGCGGAAAGUGAGCACCUAAAAAGCCCAGGAAGUUAUGGAGAUGGUGGUCACCAAAAGGUCUCAAAAGAGCCAGCUUCUCACAAAUCUGAAGCACCAAAAGCUCCACCUCCCAUAGAUGUUCCAGCGUUGUCUCUGGAAGAAUUGAAAGAAAAGACUGACAACUUCGGGUCCAAGGCAUUGAUUGGUGAAGGGUCUUACGGUCGAGUUUAUUAUGCUAGAUUAAGCGAUGGGAAAACUGUGGCAGUAAAGAAGCUGGAUGUUUCCUCCGAGCCUGACUCGAGUGUCGACUUUUUGACUCAGGUUUCUACAGUCUCAAGGUUGAAACAUGAAAAUUUUGUUGAGUUGCACGGAUACUGCGUUGAAGGAAAUCUCCGUGUUCUUGCAUAUGAGUUUGCAACUAUGGGUUCUCUACAUGACGUAUUGCACGGUAGAAAGGGAGUGCAAGGGGCACAGCCUGGUCCAGUGCUCGAUUGGAUGCAACGUGUGAGAAUCGCUGUCGAUGCAGCUAGAGGAUUGGAGUACUUGCAUGAGAAGGUUCAACCUUCUAUCAUACAUAGAGAUGUUAGAUCCAGCAAUGUGCUUCUUUUUGAAGAGUACAAAACAAAGAUUGCAGACUUUAACCUUUCUAACCAAGCUCCGGACAUGGCUGCACGACUUCAUUCUACUCGAGUUUUAGGAACUUUUGGCUACCAUGCUCCAGAGUAUGCUAUGACAGGACAAUUGACACAAAAGAGCGAUGUCUACAGCUUUGGAGUCGUUCUACUCGAGCUUUUGACUGGGAGGAAACCCGUUGAUCACACCAUGCCUCGCGGGCAGCAGAGUCUUGUUACUUGGGCUACUCCAAGGCUAAGUGAAGACAAAGUUAAACAAUGUGUUGAUCCAAGGCUGAAGGGUGAAUAUCCACCUAAAGGAGUCGCCAAGCUGGCUGCUGUGGCAGCACUGUGUGUGCAAUAUGAAGCCGAGUUCAGGCCGAACAUGAGCAUUGUCGUCAAGGCUCUCCAGCCGCUUCUAAAGCCACCUACGCCUAUGCCUGCAUCGUCUCCUGAACCUUGAAGUAAAUUGAUAUCGAUUUUCUUCCUCACUGUUGAUAUAUGUCAGCCUACAUUGCAAAGUUUGGUUUCAUGGUGAUCAUAAAGAAUUCAUAUAUUCAUUAUUUGUUCCAAUUAUUAUUGUUGUUUUCCCUUGAAGAUCCUCGAGUCAUGUUUAGCCCUCAGUUCUAAAUGUUUUUCCAUUUCGUUUUUGGAGUAUGAGACUGUGGGAGUGGAUGCUAUGGGGGAAACACUACGUAUGAUUAUUAUUUACUUUCCCCCUCACUCUUUUGAUAUCAAUGGAUAUGGGUUGGUCUUUUCAGCUUGUCA